Postia placenta MAD-698-R-SB12 is the source of this 1617-nucleotide messenger RNA. RefSeq lists its product as hypothetical. Lineage: Eukaryota; Fungi; Basidiomycota; Agaricomycetes; Polyporales; Adustoporiaceae. Gene Ontology annotation, molecular function: transaminase activity; pyridoxal phosphate binding. The transcript is spliced from 13 exons. Gene Ontology annotation, biological process: biosynthetic process. The coding region runs from base 1 to 1617 and encodes 538 amino acids. The record is from RefSeq and is a predicted model, not a curated record.
AUGGCUUCGGAAAAGCGUCAGAAGGCGAUUGACCUGUCCCAUCACCUAUCCUAUGUCUCACGGGCUAGAACCACCUCACCCCUGAAGGGUCUCUCGAAGUACAUGGGGCGGCCGGGCCUGAUCAGUCUCGCUGGAGGGAUGCCUAGUGAGACAUACUUUCCCUUCGAGACUGUCAGCGCGGAUGUGCUUGUUCCGGACUCGUUCACUUUGAAGGAGACUGGUCAGGAGUCGGGCAUAUCAUGGUUUUGGAAGCUGUUCGCCAGGUCAAACAAGCCAAAGACAGCGCCAGUCUCCAUUCCCAAGUUCCCAGAAGCGCCCGGAGAUGUGAACCUUGCUGUCGCAUUGCAAUACGGAACGGCUACUGGCAUCCCCCAGCUCCAGAAAUUCAUUAAGGAUUUCGUGGAUAAGGUAUACCAACCGGCCUAUAGCGACUACUCUAUCUUGGUUCAGACUGGUAACACGGAUGGUUGGUCGAGGGUAAUGCAGACCAUCAUGAACCCGGGAGAGGGCUUCUUGACAGAGGAAUGGACCUAUCCGUCCGCGGUAUCAGCCAGCAAGCCGUUCGGAAUGCACCCUGUCCCAGUCGCGAUGGACAAGGAUGGGAUGAGUAGCAUCGAUCUUCGCAAGGUCCUCUCUGAAUGGGAUGAGACAGUUCGUGGAUGCCGGCGCCCUCAUGUCAUGUAUACUGUUCCCGUCGGACAGAACCCGUGUGGCUCUACCAUGGGCGCCACGCGCAAGAAGGAAAUCUAUGACGUCUGCGUAGAAUAUGAUGUCAUCAUUGUCGAAGAUGAUCCGUACUUCUUCCUUCAACAAGGCGACUAUGUCCCCAAAACAGAUCGCGGUUCAGAGUCUGCGUCUCAUCUCAACGAUGAGGAUUGGCUUUCCAGCCUCGACCCCAGCUACUUGAAAUUCGAUUAUGAAGGUCGUGUCAUUCGACUUGAUACCUUCUCUAAGUAUAUUGCACCUGGUUCGCGAUUGGGCUGGCACACGUGCAACCCUCUGUUCGCGGAGAGGCUUGAGAGACAGGGGGAGACCAGUGCGCAGGCGCCGUGCGGCUUCGGUCAGAGCCUCGUCACACAGCUCUUGAUGACUUGGAAAUACGAUGGAUAUAUCCGAUGGCUGCAUGGCCUAGCUGUUCAGUACAAGGCGAGGCGCGACUUCUUCAUUGACUGCCUCGCCGAUGAGUUCCACUUCGAACCCUCGUCUUCGGAGAUCAGUUUCUGGAAGGGCUGCCAGGUGUUCGAUGCCUACCCGAAGCAGUCUGGUAAGAGAUUGUUUAUGUCGGAAAAAGGCUUGGGCACCAAGUUGUUCAGCUUUGUGCCUCCGUCGUCUGGGAUGUUCAUUUGGAUUCAAAUUCACUUCGAGAACCACCCCACAUAUCGUUCGCGGCAUGCGGACGAGCCGGACGAACGCCUUGAGAUGCAGCUGUGGACGAAGAUUGCCGAAGCUGGCGUCCUGGUUUCUCCGGGAUGGUUCUUUGCAGCUGAUACCGAGAACCCGCCCACGGAUGAAGUGGAGGGCCACUUCCGCAUUAGCUUCAGCAACUCCGACUUCGAGUCGCUUAAGAAGGCAGUACACGUUUUCUCCAAGUGCACCAAGGAUUUCUUUAAGGCGUAG